Molecule: messenger RNA, 1556 nt
Organism: Psylliodes chrysocephalus
Lineage: Eukaryota; Metazoa; Arthropoda; Insecta; Coleoptera; Chrysomelidae
Source: the annotation of a GenBank genome assembly
GUCAAAAUUGACAACAAGUGGACUCCCCUUUAUAAAAAUAGAAUAUUCUGCAUUGCAUUUCUCAAACUGAAAUAAAAACAAUAAACACGUAGUUCACUUAUGUCAGGGAAGAGAGAGGUGUUUUCUGUAUCAUGAGAGUAAAAAUAAGAGAGGUUUUUGUGAGCGUUUAAAUUAAUUGAUGGUGAUGGAAUGUUGAUGUGGGCAAUGGGCCUGGAAAUGGAAACGAUCACGGAAGUAGGUGUAACUUAUUUGUGGUUGUUAACAGUCCAAAUGGACUGAAUUUUUUUAAAUUAGAAGAUGGUACAACGGAUUUUAUGAAAAAUGAAGCUUAGUAAUCAGGAGAAAAAGGAAUUGGACAAAUUCACCAAAUUUCUAGCACUGAAAUGUACUCAAAUCAUUGUGCAGUCAAGACUUGGAGAUAAAAUAUCAACUCAUUGCAGAUCACAAACAACAGGCACUGACUGGUUCAACUUGAACAUCAGUGACUUGCCAGAUGUUUUGGCCGAAACCAAAAGGGUUUUAAAUGGUGAAAUAAUUUCUUCAAAUGUGCCUCUGUGUGUUGAAAUAUCUUUACGUACUUCUGAAGGUGACCAGAUGGUUCUAGAGAACUGGUGUUUAAGUAUGUUGGCUGAACAAUGUGACCCAACUACAAGAAUUGUGCACACUAUUUACAAUCGGAUGGGAACACUAUUAAAAUCACUAGUGUCUAUAACGCGAGUGGUUCCUGCUUACAAAUUGUCUCGAAGACAAGGACCAGAUUCUUUCGUUAUUUGUUAUCGCAUCUUUUUGGGUGAACCGCUUAUUCAGUGUCUAGGGGAAGACUUUAGUCAAGUUAAAAUUGGCCAGAUAUGCACUCCCAUUGGCACUUUAAACCUAUCCGUUUCAUAUCGUACUAAAAUGACUAUUUCACCCACACAAACUGGACGGCAAAAUUCGAUUAUGCUGAAAAGUGACCACUUCAAUGCAAAAUUAAGUCCUAAAAAUAGGAAGCAUAACCAAAACGAGGACAAAACUCAAUCCCUAGGUAAUACUAUGAAAAUGGGUGCCUUUGCAGACAUGCAGAAGAAAAAGAUGGAAUCGUUAUUUAUCAUACCUAACACACCUUUCAGCGAGCUUUUCAAAGAAAAACCGACCGCGGAAAAAGCUGCUGAAAAUAUGGUGGAGCUCAAAAAUAACGAAAACGAAUCCCAAGAAAAGAAUGGAAAUUCAACGACUGAUAAUUUAACAACUAAACUCAACUCUCUGACGAUGGUGUCGACGAACGAUGAUUUUAUCAUGGUAGACUUGAAAACACCAUUUGCCAGCACAAACGAAAAAAGUGAACUGGGUAAAUUUUAUAGAGAAUGGCAAACAGCACCUCCGCUUCAAACAUUCGUAGAUGAAAUGUCGCCUUUGGAUGAACUGGACGUCACUAAACAGUUGGAAACGUUUGAGUCUGAUUUAAAUGAAUUUGAUAAUGUUGUACAGUCGCUAUGCCAGUCGGCGAUUAACUAAUAUUUGGUUUAUUUUUAAAAAAACUAUUUAUACUUUAUAAUAAAGCUUAUUUAUCAUGUUAA